GGCUGACGUCAGCGUGAGCGCGGUAUAUUCGAGCUCGUCGGUCUGUCGCUGUGGUGAGAGUUUUCCAGUAAGUAAUGGACAUUUCUGACCAUCACAUGACUGAUGUUGGCACAGUCCGUCCUGACGUGCACAUAGAGGUUCAUGUCAAAUCUCAGAGCACAGCGAAGCGCUCUGACGUGAGGACGCAUGUGUUGUCGCUGCUGGACCGACACAGCACAGUUUUAAGGUCCUUCAAGUGGACGGAUUUUGAUGAUGAGUUUCUUACCAAAAAUGUGGAGUCAGUCACUAUAGCAGACGUAACUGGUCCGAAACUUGUGGAUCUGAAGGUUCACAACCUCUGCAUCCAUAUUUUCACUCUGAAUGAUGACAGUCCGAGCACGCUCAAUCUGGAGGAGGAGGAGGAGCUUUCUGCUGCCAAUCUUUGGCUCCUCCCAGCAGUUGAAUUUCAUGGCGUUUGGGAAAGCUUGAUUUAUGAAGAAGGCAUCAAAACACAACUCUUGGAUUACGUUUCCACAACAAUUUUCUUCUCUGACAAAAAUGUGGACAGCAAUUUGAUCGCCUGGAAUCGUGUCGUGUUGCUUCACGGGCCACCUGGCACAGGGAAGACGUCUCUCUGUAAAGGACUUGCCCAGAAACUCUCCAUCAGACUGUCUGACAGGUAUGCGCACAGCCAGUUUGUGGAGAUCAACAGCCACAGUCUCUUCUCCAAAUGGUUCUCGGAGAGUGGAAAACUGGUGACAAAGAUGUUCCAGAAGAUUCAGGAGCUCAUUGAUGAUAAAGACGCCCUGGUGUUCGUCCUAAUAGACGAGGUGGAGAGUCUCACAGCGGCCCGAAGUGCUGCUCAGGCAGGAACGGAGCCGUCUGACGCUAUUAGGGUGGUCAAUUCUGUCCUGACCCAACUCGACCAGAUCAAACGCCACCCAAAUGUGGUCAUCCUCACGACAUCCAACGUCACAGAAAAGAUUGAUCUGGCGUUUGUGGACAGAGCUGACAUAAAGCAGUACAUCGGCCCACCGAGCGCCAAAGCCAUAUUCAACAUCUAUCUGUCCAGUCUGGAGGAGCUCAUGAAGCGUCAAAUCAUCUACCCCAGACAGCAGCUGGUGAGCCUGGAGGAACUGGAAACCAUGAACUUCAUGGAGAGUGACGUGACCCGCCUGAGCUUAUGCCUGAUGAACAUCUCUCAGAGGAGUGUAGGACUCAGUGGAAGAGCCUUGAGGAAAAUCCCAUUUCUGGCUCAUGCGCUCUAUGGAAAGACCUCUACAAUGACGCUGAAGGGUUUUCUGACAGCGAUGGAGCGCGCUGUGGACAAACAGAGGCAGGAACAGGCGAGUUUGAUCAACUGUGUCUGAGCUAAAUCACACUGAUGUUCUGCUGUUGCAUCCGAACUGUUUCUUGUUCAGUUUUUUCCUCAGUAUUUCUGGUCCGUUCACCACCGUUCACCUGUUUCUGCUAUACUAACAAACCAGUGCUGUUUUAUUUCACAUCAAAACAGCACUUAUCCACAUCACACUGUUGUUUUCUAGGAGACUUUUGUCAGUUCACUAUUCAUGAGCUGCAGUUUCAGUGUCUGACUUUGGCAAAUGCACUGCUGUUUGCAUAUCAAGCAAUGUUCUUUUUAUGUUUAGGGUUUUAUAUGUGUGUAUAUAUUUAAAUAACCUGAUUAAAAU
Molecule: messenger RNA, 1667 nt
Organism: Danio aesculapii
Lineage: Eukaryota; Metazoa; Chordata; Actinopteri; Cypriniformes; Danionidae
Gene: trip13
Product: thyroid hormone receptor interactor 13
Exons: 14
Coding region: 75-1349 (424 amino acids)
Biological process (GO): meiotic recombination checkpoint signaling; reciprocal meiotic recombination
Cellular component (GO): chromosome; nucleus
Molecular function (GO): ATP hydrolysis activity; ATP binding
Source: RefSeq, a predicted model, not a curated record